Messenger RNA from Scophthalmus maximus (turbot), 1506 nucleotides. RefSeq names its product myelin and lymphocyte protein-like. NCBI's taxonomy places the organism in Eukaryota, Metazoa, Chordata, Actinopteri, Pleuronectiformes, Scophthalmidae. The transcript is spliced from 4 exons. The coding region runs from base 152 to 610 and encodes 152 amino acids. Gene Ontology annotation, molecular function: structural constituent of myelin sheath. Gene Ontology annotation, cellular component: membrane. The record is from RefSeq and is a predicted model, not a curated record. Gene Ontology annotation, biological process: myelination.
CAGCGGCAGAACGGGUUUGCGACGCUCACUUGGCUCCUUGCUUCCUAUAAGGGCGAGUAACAGGUAGUGCUGCUGCUGCCGCUGCUGCUGCUCCGUUAGGUCAGAGGCAGAUCGCUCUCGACUCCGGGUGAAGGAAGGAAAACGGGCAGAGAUGGCUGCGACUACCACUCAGCCAAUGGGGAGCCUGCCCAGCGGACUGGGGAUCUGCACCACGGCCCCGGAUAUAUUUUACCUGCCCGAGCUGGUGUUCGGGGGUCUGGUGUGGAUCCUGGUGGCGUCGACCCACGUGGAGCCUCCGAACCCGCUGGGCUGGGUGAUGUUCGUCUCCGUCUUCUGCUUCGUCGUGACCUUCCUCUGGAUGAUCAUCUUCGGUGCCGGGGCCCACAAGAACAGCUCGGGCUGGGCCGCCGUCGACUUUGCUUACCACGGCGUGGCAGCCAUGUUCUACCUCAGCGCAGGCGUGGAUCUGGCGAUCGUCACCAUGGCGAGGAAAGUAGGCGAAGCAAGAAUCUACCACAUCGACAUCGCCGCUGUGGUGUUCGCCUUCGUUGCCAUACUCCUCUACUUCAUCCACGCCAUCCUCUCCGCCCUGCGAUGGAAAUACUUCUGAGGAGCGCCGCCGUCUCACCGACCUGCCAAGCCUAUUGUGUGUCUACGUGUGCGUGCGUGUGUGUGUGUGUGUGUGUGUGUGCGAUUACCCACAAGUGACAUCAACGAAGGAUUUAAGCCCCAAUUUGGGCAUUUUGAAAUGUUGAGUGAAGUUGUGAAGAGAGAAGAAGAAGAAGCAUAAAAAAAAAAACAUUCACAGCAUGUUUGGAGAAAAAAGGGAACAAAGGAGGGAAACGAAGCGCCGAGACGUCGCACUGUUUGUUCCGAUCGAGACAAAUUGACAACUUUGACUCUAAAAUUGGUCAAAGUUCAGUGACGCCUGUGAGCCGGUGAAGAUUUUUUACAAAAAGAGACGGUGUCAUAUGUUUUUGUCAUUUCAGUGAACUGUAGAAUAUGGUGCACAUUUUGUUUUUGCCGUAAAUUCUUAAUCCUUCAAAUUAUUUCUGAUGUCAAAAAAUCUCUAGUUUUAUCCGCAAAUUAUUAUCUAUGUUCGAGCCUUGACAACAAAUAUUUUCACAGGAUUAUUCAAAAGUUAUUCAAAAAUAAAUUGAUAAAACGAUUUUUAUUCCUUACAACAUAUUGAUGUUUUUUUUUUUAAAGAAAGAGCUUCAGUCAGUUCAGACACUCAACUAGUGACUAAUGAGUUUAUGAGACAGAAACAACAAAGUUGUCAGAUCGAAAACCGAAACUAUGAGAAUUAGUUUUAAAGGCAGGUGAGGAAAUAUCCUUGAGGUUUGGGUGAACUGAUUUUUAUUUAAAACAUUUUUUUCCUUAAGCCCAUCAGAGACCCCCCCCCCCUGUCUCCUUACUCACAGUAUCUAACUAAGAGAGACAAGUCUUCUGGCUUAAAAUAAAUAUUUUGUAUUCCUCAAGAUUAAAACAAGAUUUAGACAUAAA